ACUUCACUUUGACAAACAGCUCAAUGCUGUUGUUUUAUUGUACAAAACAGAGUUACAAGUAAGCCAAGCACUUCACAAAGGAUGUGUUGUCAUGUCAGACAAACCAGUGUCCGCUCAGUAGUUUGUAGCGGUUAGUCUGUAGUUAUUUAGCUGCUUGUAAUGACGAUGUGCACACACAGCUAACAUCAGAAAUGUAAACAUAAUACACUGAUUGUCUUUUAACUAAAACUACAUCAAUGUUUGACUUUUCUAUCGUUAUCACCAAAGUGACACCAAAAAGUUACUGAAUUGUGAAGUUUAUUAGAAAUCAGACAUUAAACAAACAAACAAAAAGAUAAUAGCUGUGUGAUGUGACCACCAGAGGUUGUUAUUGUGUGUGUGUGUAUGUGUGCGUGUGUGCGUUGUUAGGUCAUAUGCUUAUGUUAGUGUAUGCAUGCAUGUGCAGUUAUGCCUUCACGUGUGUAUGUGUGUGUGUGUGUGUGUGUGUAUGUGUGUGUGCGUGUUAGCCAUUGUUGUACAUGGUGAUGUACCCCCAUGGCUGUACAUGCAUGUGUUCUUUGCCGUAGGCUUCCCAAAGGAGCGUGCCUUGGGCACUCUUGUUCCCAGGUGAACCCACCAAAAAACACGAUGUCCUGUAAUAAAGGGGAUUCCCGACAGUCAAACAAAGAAAAUCACUUGCAAGGAGCAGAGGCCAUGGUGCUUGAGAGUGUGAUGUUUGCGAUCUUGGCGGAGAGGGAGUUGGGACCUAAACUCUACGGUAUCUUCCCUCAAGGCCGACUGGAGCAGUACGUUCCAAGCCGUAAACUGGACACCUGUGAGUUAAGCGACCCCAGUAUCUCAGCGGAGGUUGCAGAGAAGAUGGCCAAGUUUCAUGCAAUGAGGAUGCCUUUCAACAAGGAACCCAAGUGGCUGUUUGGUACCAUGGACAAGUACCUGAGACAAGUCAUGAAGCUCAACUUCACCAGAGAGUCUCACCUGCGUCGCUUCAACCGCCUGCUCAGCUACAACCUGCCUCAGGAGAUGGAUAUGCUCAAGUCUCUGCUGGACUCCACCCAUGCUCCUGUGGUGUUCUGCCACAACGAUUGCCAGGAAGGGAACAUCUUGCUUCUGAAGGGCCGCCAGAGCUCAGAUAAACAGAAGCUGAUGCUCAUCGAUUUUGAGUACAGCAGCUAUAACUACAGGGGAUUUGAUCUCGGCAACCAUUUUUGCGAAUGGAUGUACGACUACAACUGUGACGAGUUUCCUUUCUUCAAAGUGAACGCUCAGGCCUACCCUUCAAAGGCCCAGCAGCUCCACUUCAUUGAAAACUACCUGAGUGAGUCCGACCAAGGGUUCGACAACCUGAGCGAAGAGGACCAAAUGAAACUUAAGGAGGAGCUGUAUGUGGAGGUGAACAGGUUUGCUCUGGCAUCCCACUUCUUUUGGGGUCUGUGGUCCAUCAUUCAGGCCCGGCUCUCUACCAUCAAGUUUGGAUACCUGGAGUACGCCAUGGCCAGAUUUGAAGCCUACUUCCAGCAGAAGAAGAUCUGGGCUGUCUAAUGGAAUGAGAUGAUUGGAUAGAUUGACAACAUGUUAAGCCAAACGGCAGGGGGAGGAACGUAGCUGAUAAAGAUUCCACGAUACAUGCUUUACUUACACUCCCUGCCUUGAGAGUAUUUGCUGGCUGCUGUUGGUGAUGCGUUGACCAAAGCCAAAACUUGAUCACAUGGCUAGGUGCUUAAAGUUCACCCCUAAAUCCAUUGCAGCUCAAAAUUUACACUGCGUUACUCCAUGAGAGCCAAAAAAAAAGAAAACAUCAACUUGUACUAACCUUCAUCACUGGUGAGAACUGCUCUCUGCUUCUGCCUUGUUUGAACCAUACCACUAACACGAGGGUUACGUUUGGAGCUGGAGAAAGGUGGAUUUCGGUUACAGCUAGGUUGGAAAUGUUAACAUUGCAUCAAUGUAUAUGGAUUGAUCAUUCCUUUAUGGAAGUGCUCUGUGGGAAAGAACCAAAAUGUGAACUUCUCUUGGUAGGUUCCUGCGUACUUAAGCAGCCAGCUGCUAACUAUGUAUAUUAUAUAUAGAUCUCAAUGUGCCAGUAACCUGGCCCUAUCUGUUACUGAUGGGCUGGCUUGUUGGCUGGUGGAAUCUUGACUUGAUCAACAGGUCAAAUCGAUGUCUACACUUCUAGAUAUUACACACUUGGUAUUUGUUCUAUUUUCCUUUUUUAAGCAGCUGUAUUUAAUAUUGCCAGGGCAUCCAAUUUUGUUGUAUUUACAUGUAUGUAAACAGUUGAGGCUCCUUUUUCUGUGUUAAACUCCGCCAAAUCAAAAUCAAAGUUAACAUACUUCAGGUAUUCCCUUUACAGAUUUGCCUGGCUUCCUUGUUAACAAAGCCCUUACAUUGAUGAGCUUUUCGUAGGCGUCUGUACUGACAGAGGUGUGAUAGGUUUAUGAUAUUAAUAUGGGUCACUGGGACAAGUAAAUUCACACCUUUGUAUAAUUUAUCCAUUGGAUAUUUUCAAAGAGACAUUCCAGUUAUACUCUAUGAACCUGAGAAACAGUUGCUAAAUUCCUCAAUAUAGUAACUAGGUAGCUACAGUGAAUGACCAUAAUUUUGCAUUGAAGAAAACUUUAUACAGUACAUUUGUGAUUCCUUAUUGUGGUUAUGGAUUCUAUGAUGACGUCACUGUUUUUCUGGCACAAGUGCCUCCUGCUGGGUUGCCUCAUCAUGGUACCCAUAAUCCAGAAUAACGGCAGAGGCAGACAGACCAUACAACACAGCUGAAUUUUGCACACAUUACUUUAAAUAGGUUGCAGCUGCAACUGUGUAGCAACUCUGUAAAAAGGGCAUUUGGUAAAAUGUUGCUUUAACCAUAUCUAUCAGUGACAAAGAGCACUCUUUGCUGCUGAGAACUGAGUCAUUGGUGUUAAUCAUUUUGUCAACCUCCCCCAAACAAACACUGGCUCAUAAAAUGGUCUUCUGUAGCAGAAUAGUCUUACUUAAUGCACAUUAACAAAGGAAUUCAGUACUGAGAUAGAGAGACACUGUGCUUUGUGUGCGCCAGGCUUACCUCAUAGGUUCUGCUUUCAGGCUCUCUCAUACACAGUGGGAUAAUUGUUCAAAAUUGUUUAAAAUGAGAAAUGGUGAGAGUGAAAACUGACUAAUCUGUCCUGCUCAUCCAAACAUCCUGAGACCAGCUCAAUUCUACCUCACCAGAGCAAGUUAUAACAUGUGCACCAAACUCUCAAGAACUAUACUAUUACACCCAGAUACACCAAUUUAUCAUCUGCUGCUAGGACAGCCUUAAUUUUGCCUUUAAAGGAGAUAUCGCUAUGUUUAAUUUGAGUGCAUUUUUUUGUGUGGCACUUGUCACAGUUGUUGAAAAUCAGCUUUUUUUGUCUUGUUAGCAUUUCUUUUUUCUCUAAUUGGUACACCUGACCCUGGGCUUGUCACUACAGUAGCAAUGGCUAUUAGACUCAUUUAGAAAUGCUAACAAUGGCAGCAGAGCUUUCCAUGAUUGAUGUCAACUGUCUGGACUUUUUUUAUAUUUAUAGUAUUUGGAGGGUACAAUACCCAGUAGAGAACAUCCAGACUAAAACUGACCUUUUGCUAAGUCUCAACCCAUUCGUCACUUUUACUCAAUCGACGACUUCUACAUCAAGCUUUCCAUUCUCACACACAUAUUCAGUUUACAAUAGUACGACUGAUCUAUCACUUAUAAAUUCUUAAUUCUUUGCUGUGUCAGACUUUUUAAAAAAAAAGUUUCCAGCUAACUCCAGAAUUCCAUAAAACACAUCAUGCAUCCUAAGCUACAGACUGUUGGGCUAGCUAAAAUACUUGUUUGCAUUUUUUUCAUUUUUACAGAGAAAAAGCUUUUAUGAUAAGGACCAGCCAGUGUGUUUGGAAAACCUAACCACGAUAUGUGUUGCUGGUAUUAAGUUAGCCAAGUCCAACAAAGGGCGGGACAGAACUGCUACCUUUAGCCUAAAUUCUAAUGGUAUCCAGGACAUGCUUUCAGACAGUGGGAAUCAUGAACGGGGCUUUUUUUUAAAAAUAGAAUCUGUAAAUCCUUAACAUACACUUGUGAUUGUGGUUUUAGAAAAGGCAAAAACAUCACUUGAACAUGAAGAAGUCCAAAACUUGACAAACCCGCUGGUCCUAGCUAUAAUUGGUUGCUAAGCUAUUAUUGGACAAUGGGGAUUUAGCAAAUGGUCAAUUCAAAAGGUCUAUGGUCUUGCUCGACAUUUAGUUUACUUAUCAUACAAUACUGGUUAGAAACACUUUAUUUCACACUUAUUUGCCAUAAAAUGUAUGAUUCAUUGUUGAAAUGCUGUGAAAAGAUACAAAAGUAAAUGCAGCUGUGUGACUGCUAAUACAAAUGAAAGCUGUGCAAUUACUUCAGAAGUUGACAUGCAUAUUCAUGUUUAUUCCAGUUUAGUUGUAGCACGUAAUACAACAGGGUAUAUAUUCCCUGUGUGCUUGUGAGCCACUGGGUUUUAACAUGGAAACUACCAAAAUGACUGAUUUUGUGACGUGUACAGUAGGCAUUACCUAAUACUUCUUGCGAUAAUGGCUACACAGUCAUCUAUAGUGUACACAAACAGAACGAACUGAUCCGGAUCACAAAACUUAACAAAUGACUGCACCAGUCACCUGAUACUGGGACCAUCCAGAGGUAUUUGAAUGUCUACUGUGGCACUUUUUGAUCCUAAGGACCGAAAAAAAAACGAAAUAUACUUGAGUAUUUUCAUGUUUAAACAUUUGGGGGUUGUUGAUGAAUUUAUGUUGUUGAAAUGUUAGUUUCACUUUACAUGCAAGUGUAUUUUUGUAUAUUUCAAUGUUAUGUUUCAUUUGGAAUGUGCUUAAUGUAUAGUUUUAUCUUUAUUUGAAAUGAGGGAUGCACCAGCAGAAUGUCCAGUGGAUUCAACUGAACUAUUAUAAAAAUGUAGUGUUACUGGUACAUCCUUCAUCUUUAUUUUAGUACCUGUUAUUUUCACAUGGGCAAGCAUUUUUAUCCUCUUUCUACCUAACCUGACUUUGUUUUUUC
Scomber japonicus (chub mackerel) is the source of this 5032-nucleotide messenger RNA. It is a transcript of the gene chka, whose product is annotated as choline kinase alpha. The transcript is spliced from 11 exons. Gene Ontology annotation, biological process: phosphatidylethanolamine biosynthetic process; CDP-choline pathway. Gene Ontology annotation, molecular function: choline kinase activity; ethanolamine kinase activity. The record is from RefSeq and is a predicted model, not a curated record. The coding region runs from base 535 to 1539 and encodes 334 amino acids. NCBI's taxonomy places the organism in Eukaryota, Metazoa, Chordata, Actinopteri, Scombriformes, Scombridae. Gene Ontology annotation, cellular component: cytoplasm.